This is a messenger RNA of Candoia aspera, 1964 nucleotides long. It is a transcript of the gene NUDT19, whose product is annotated as nudix hydrolase 19. Gene Ontology annotation, molecular function: hydrolase activity, acting on acid anhydrides, in phosphorus-containing anhydrides. The transcript is spliced from 3 exons. NCBI's taxonomy places the organism in Eukaryota, Metazoa, Chordata, Lepidosauria, Squamata, Candoiidae. Gene Ontology annotation, cellular component: mitochondrion. The record is from RefSeq and is a predicted model, not a curated record. The coding region runs from base 16 to 1140 and encodes 374 amino acids.
UCUUCCCGCCCUGGCAUGACCCCGAGGCCCUGGCGGGAGGCCGCCACCCUGCUCCUGGUGGCGGGCGGCGGGCGGCCUCCGCGCUCCGCCGCCUUCGACUACCAGGUGCUGCUGCUGCGGCGCAGCGCCGAGAGCGCCUUCCUGCCCGGCGUUCACGUCUUCCCGGGCGGCGUGGCCGACGCCGCCGACUUCUCGCCCGCCUGGCGGGAGCUGCUGCCGGACGCGCCGCGCUGCGGCCUGGGCGCGGAGCCUCCUGCGCGGGCUCCCCUCUUCGCCGCCCGGCGCCCCGAGCUGGGAGCUGCGGCGCUGCCGGGGGACGUCGCCUUCCGCAUCUGCGCCAUCCGGGAGACCUUCGAGGAGAGCGGGCUGCUCCUGCUGGUGCCCGCCGACGAGGCCGCUGCCCGCGCGGACGGCCCGGCCCGCCUGCUGCCGGCCGAGCGCCUGCCCCCGGCCGCCCAGCUGGCGGAGUGGCGGCGGCGGGUGCAGCGGCAGCCGGGCAGCUUCCUGCAGCUCUGCCGCAGCCUGGGCUGCGUGCCCCACCUGCGGGCGCUGCACGAGUGGGGCAACUGGCUGACGCCGGUGGGCCGGGCCGGGCCGGGCGGGCGCCGGUACGACACCGCCUUCUACCUGUGCUGCUGCCUCGGGCAGGGGCCGUCCGCCGCCUCGCACGACCGGCGGGAGGUGGCAGCUUGUCGGUGGUCAACCCCUUCAGAAGCUGUUGAACUGUUUAACUCUCAAGAGAUCUGGAUAGCAGCACCUCAGUUUUACGAGUUAUGUAGGCUCUGCCAUUUUUCAUCACUUCAUGAUCUGGAGAGGUUUGCCUCAGAACGAGCUUUAGAAGGAUGUGAACGUUGGAUGUCUGUUGUGUUGAUGGCUUCAGAUGGCCACAUGCACUUGUUGCCAGGUGACGAUUUGUAUCCAAAAGAUCCUGAUUUUACUGGAGAAAGAAAACCGGUGUUGACAACAAAUAAAAAGAUUGAAGAGCUAAUGAAAGAGGCCAAAAGUCUUCAUCGGAUAGUGACACAAAGCCUUAAUAAUGUAACUAUCCACAUGAAUAUCGAAUCCAAAUAUAAACAUAUAAAUCCAGUUAGGGUGGACUCUAAAAUGGGAAAUAAUGUGGACCACAACAGCAAAUUGUAGUAUUUCUUAUACUGGAAUUACUAAAUUUUGAGAGAUGUUGGACUCCUGAGAUUUCAGGAAUAACAAGGAUUAAUAGUAUUGUGUUAUUUUGUGGAUAUACCCCAAGAUUUAUGUAAAUUAUUUACAUUUCAAUCUGCAUUGCUCAGUACAGUUAUUCUUGUCUAAGAUGUCAUGCAAAUGUACCAGUUCUGGAAUAGAGAUCUACCUACUAAGAACCCAAGUUUAAGAUACUUUUUUAUUUAUUUUAUAUCUAUACUAUCAUACCCUUAAAGGAUUCGAGGUUGUGUGCAACUUAAAACAACGAUAAUCAUUCAGAAAACAAAAAUUUAUCAAAUUAUAUUUUAACACAUAUGAAUUAUUAUUAAAAUUAUCGUAAUGAUUAGUAGGCAUCCAGAGUACAUGGAUUUGGGUCACUAAGGAAGCCAGUGUAGUGAUAGCUUGCCUUUGGUUUUAAAGGGAGCAUCAUUGCUGCAGAUGCCCCUGAUGACCAAGAGAUGAACCGAAAUUCAAUAGAUGAACUAAAAUUCAAAUUCAGAUGAACUGAACACUUUGAACGUAUCGUAAUAAUAUUGUUCUCUCUACCUAGAAAUCAUUUUCAAAGUAAGCAAAUUGCAGAUUGUAUAAUUAUUACAUGCAUAUAUUCAGAACUACUUUUGGGAAGCACUUUUCUAGACUAACUUGUUUAUGCUGACUAUCCAGGGAAUGAAUUCCAUUGAAGGCCUGGACUUCUGCUCUUAUUUUUUGAAAUGUCAGCUGUUGUGUCUUUAUGUUAGCUGUGUUGGACAACUCUGAGUUUCUGUUAAAAAUAAAUAGUUUUAGCAGUA